Messenger RNA from Westerdykella ornata, 1587 nucleotides. Its product is annotated as cytochrome P450. Bases 1 to 1587 code for a protein of 528 amino acids. The transcript is spliced from 2 exons. The record is from RefSeq and is a predicted model, not a curated record. NCBI's taxonomy places the organism in Eukaryota, Fungi, Ascomycota, Dothideomycetes, Pleosporales, Sporormiaceae. Gene Ontology annotation, molecular function: steroid hydroxylase activity; oxidoreductase activity, acting on paired donors, with incorporation or reduction of molecular oxygen; iron ion binding.
AUGUCUGGCGCCCGCAAGACCCCUCCGACGGUUCCAUACCCAAUACCUCUUCUGUUCCACGGCUGGCAUAUAAUGGCUCAAGGGUUGCCCUCCUUUAUAUCGAAAGCCAUCUCUGAAACGGACAGACUAAUGGAACAAACACCUAGCCAAGACAAGACGGUGGUUCCAGCCCAGUUUCCAUUUACAGUCAAGAAAGCAAUCCUGGAAUCGUACGUCGUCGUUAGAGAUCCAGAGCACGUCCUCAGGGUUUUCCAUUCGGAACAAAUGGUACCUGAAGGCAGCCAUGUCCAAUUGCUGUACAAAGCAGUGGGCCCACCAAAGGAGGCAAUGCGGCUUGUCGAAAAGUCCAGUCGAAGCCUUAAGAAGGACGACGAUUUCGUUUAUGCCCAGGCCACCGUGCCUCGCAAGUAUCUUCAAGGGGAUCGUUUAGCGUCCAUAUCCGAGAAAUACAUCAGCAACCUGCGUCGUAACAUGGCCAGCAAGAUGUUUCAGGAGAGGACAUGGACCGAGAUUGAAGACCUCUGGUCCUUCACCCAGCUAGAAGUAACGCGAGCGAUUGCGGAAGCCUUGUUUGGAUCGGCGCUGCUGCAGAUGCAUCCUCGGCUGGUCAGCGACUUCGUCGAGUAUGAGAGUGGCGCUGAUGAACUGGAGCGGAAACUACCGGUUUUUGCAUCCACAAAGGUGUAUCAGGCCCGUGAGCGCUUGUUGAAAGCCCUCGUCGACUGGCUGGCGAUCUCUGAUAAGGGAUCCGAAGCAGCCGAAGGAGGAGAGCCAUGGGACGCAACUCGUGGUUCGAGCUUCUUCCAAGCAAGCGAUCGUGCCAUUGCGAGGAUAGCCCCCGGAUACGCUGUGCGUGCAUCGGCGGCUUUGGCACUUCUAAGAAGAGCAGCUUCAGGCACUGCACCGCUCGCUUUCUGGUCUAUAGUUGAACUAUUACGCGAUCCAGCACUCCUCAGGAGCUUCGCCUCUCUUGUUGAACGCUCCUACGAUGCCAGAACUGGGCUCUACGAUGUUGUGCAACUCACAUCCAAUCCGCUCAUGCAAUCCAUGCACGCUGAAGUCUCACGGCUACGCACGUCCUCGCACGUGGUGCUACACAAUCGGGAGGGGGAUUUCGACUUAGACGAGAAUUGGACCAUCCCGAAAGGGUCCUUUGUGGCGAUUCCUUCGCGGCAACUUGCAUUGAACACGACACUCUGGUGCAAGGCUCGUCCGCAAGCCGUGAAGGUGCCCCUGGAGAAGUUCUGGGCUGAGCGAUUCCUGACCCACGACAAUGGUGCCAAGGCAAUUGAAAAGGCAGCCUCUGCAGGUGGAUUCGGCUUGGAGGGUGUGGAGCCUUUGAUGAUGACAACGUACGGCAGUGGUCCCCACGCCUGUCCAGGACAAGAGUUGGCCAAGGCAAUCGAGGUGGGAUCCCUCGCGGUCUUCCUUAAUGAAUACGAGAUACAACUAUCGGAUGCCGACGAGGCGGAAGAGAGGAUUCGACAGCACACCCAGAAGGACGAUUCUGGCUGCAAGAAGCCGCCGAGAAACGUGAGGAUGCGCCUCCGGAUUCGCACGGCGCCAGAGCCAAGGCAAAGGAGAUGA